Molecule: messenger RNA, 1808 nt
Organism: Ctenocephalides felis (cat flea)
Lineage: Eukaryota; Metazoa; Arthropoda; Insecta; Siphonaptera; Pulicidae
Exons: 8
Coding region: 501-1613 (370 amino acids)
Source: RefSeq, a predicted model, not a curated record
CCGAAGCACAUCUCGCACCGGGCGUUAAAUGUGAGUACAAAAUUUAGCACUUAAGUCUAGUGACAAAAUUGUUGAUGUGUUUAUAUUUUUUGAUGUAUCAGUAUUGUAUAAAGAGUAUGUAGUGCAAGGUGCAAUCGAUUCAAUAUUUACAAAUUUAAUGCCAAUAUUAAGUUUUGUUACAUGCACAAAAUUACACGCUAUCAGACCAUCAUACCGUCGCAGUUAUUUUUUACCGUAGUGUUGAAAUAAAAGUAGGCAUUUAAAGUUAAUAGUUUGUGAAGUGUUUGUUCAUUAAUUUAAUUAUUUAAGUGAAAAAGUUUAGUUGUUAAACAUUAAAGUAAUUACGUGUAAAUAAAAGUGAUGAUACGUGCUGUGAUAAUGAGAAGGAAAACUUUGCGGCCAGAAUUCCUGAGACUUCUACACAUGGAUUCUACACUUCUGUGGCCUUCCAGUGUUCAUCAUACCAGGACUCAUGUGCUGAAAUAAAGAUAGAGGACUUCAUGGACGAGAUGUCGCUGGCGCCACCGCCGGCCUUGCCGUCUUUUCCGCUACCGCUGCCGGGCAACCUCUCAGCCGCUGCGGCAGUCGCAGCGGUUGCUGGCGGUUCACCCGCAGAUUCGGCGAGUAAUAGCGCGUCGGGAAUCGACGCUGACGCCUGGCCACCAUUCUAUGACGGUGGUCCGCCAUGGUGGCCGGGCGGCGGUUUUGCACCGCCACCGCCGAGACCAACAUUUCUCGAAGAUAGCAUAGUAGCUGACGGACUCACCACAUGUGAUUUAUGUUCGUGGGCGAGAAGAGGACAAAGGGACGGGCUAAUUACUGAAGAAGCUUCUACUGGUUUAGGAUGGACGCUUAGUUUGGUCAUAGUUUCUGUGAUAUCAGCGGCUGUUGGGGCGGUCAUCAUGGUGACAUUUUUGAGGUGUAGAAGGACUGGGAACACUAUAGGAAUAUUCUCAUUACGGUCGAACGCAUCUCGUCAACGCAACAUAGUUCCCAGUCAAGCUACUGCUCUUAACGGCAAAGGUCCUCCGAAUCUGGUCACGAAUCAUCACCAUCACCACCAUACUCCUCACCACCAAGUGGUGACUGGUGACGGAACGUGGUCAGGGUGGUUGGGUCCGAGACGACCACCUUUAGGGGCUCCAACUCUCUCGGCAGAAAAUCAUUACACGCACAUGGACGACGCGUACGGCCCUGGAGGCAUAGCGCCGGCCCUGUCGCAAAGCAGUGAUGGAAAUCCAGGACCGCAGGAGGCUCUUUAUGCAGAGUUGGAUCGAGAAAGUAUAAGGUCGGGGAAUACGAAUCCUUAUCAAAAUUCGGCAUAUUCGGUUUGCUGUGAAGCUGGACAGGCUGAUGGAAGGAUGAUCAUUUCGUCACCGCCCAGCAGCGCCUAUUAUUCGGAUCUGUCGUGCGGCGGGCCUGAUCACCGAGACGCGGCCUACGAAGUGGUCGGCCUGUCCGUCCUGAACUCGGCGGGUCAUCACCAGCACCACCAGCAGCCGCCUUCGCAUUGGGACUCACCAACUCUGGGGGCCUCUCACCACCCAAUUCCUUUGGGAGCCAGACUGAAGGCCAUUCAUGAAACUACCACAGUUCCUAGUGACUACAUUUGAUGUCCGCUUUUACAGUACAAGUACAAUGCCAACCAGUAUAACAAGACAAGUCAGAGGUCUCAGGACUUCGAAAAGCGAAAUCGUCGGAAGCGCUAUUGUACCAAGUGUCAUGGCUUGAAGACUAUGUGAUUGUUUGAUGAUAUUGAGGGUGAACAAUUAUACUUGACGGAUAAGUAAAUUUGCGUGUGUGCGAUU